This is a messenger RNA of Maniola jurtina (meadow brown), 1493 nucleotides long. Its product is annotated as pancreatic lipase-related protein 2-like. The transcript has 4 exons. Gene Ontology annotation, molecular function: lipase activity. The record is from RefSeq and is a predicted model, not a curated record. The coding region runs from base 375 to 1463 and encodes 362 amino acids. Lineage: Eukaryota; Metazoa; Arthropoda; Insecta; Lepidoptera; Nymphalidae.
UAAAAAAAAUUAAAACUUUAAAGCUGUACUAAGCACCUACCUAUACCUACCUACUAUCAGUCAUCAAUCUUUACUUUAAACAUAGGAAGCAGAAUUAUUUUUAAAAAUGUGGCUGCAUAAGCUUCGAUCUUUGUCUAUCUCCAAAGGACUAAAAAAAAAAAAAAUGCCACCUUAUAUUUUUUCGCGCCUUUGUACGAAAACCAAGGUCAACAACCGUACGAACUUACGUGUCUGGAUUUAAAAAAUAUUCACGCGCCAUCAUGGAGUCAUUGUUUUUGUUUGUCGAAAGAAAUUAAAGUUCAUCCACUCAAUACCUAAUGGGAUUCUAAACUUUUUAUAAUGGUGAUCGGGAUAUUUUGAUUUAUUUAGUGUCUAUGACGAUGUUGGUGCGUGUGUGCGCGGUUUUGUGUGUGUCACUGGUUUUACUUUUUUUUGUAACAUGCAAAGAUCCAAGGGCUGAGGAAGGUUACCCUAGAGGAUUCAUGUCAGUAUGUCCUGGGUCAGAAAAGCCAGCCUCCAUCCCACGAAGUCAGCUAAGGUACCUGUACUUCGUGGUACAAGGCAAGGGUCGCAGCAGACAGAAGUACACCUACUGGGAGGCCAAGAACAUCGCCACCGACCCUAGGGUAGACUUUCGUAGGAAGACCGUGGUAAUUGCCAUCGGUUACUUGGACAGCACCAGCUUCCCCAUAUCCGCGAUGUUCGCCAACGAGUACGAGGCCAGGGACUACAACGUCAUCCUCGUCGACAACCAACGAUUCGCCACCGUGCAUUAUUACUUAGCGUCGCGCCUGAUGCGUCCCGUCGGCAAACACGUCGCGGAAGUUUUGGUCCAACUUACUCGAUCAGGCCUCGACCCUUGCACGACUGAGCUCCUCGGCUUCAGUCUCGGAGGCCAAACCGUCAGCUACAUAGCCAAGAACUAUCAGCAGAUGACCGGCAGGAAUAUCUCAAGGAUAACCGCACUAGAGCCUGCUGGACCAUGCUUUAGAACUUUAUCAUCUAAAGAGCGGUUGGAUGCUUCAGACGCUGAUUUCGUUCAAGUCAUCCACACAAAUAUAGACGGUUAUGGAAUGGCUACCCGAAUGGGACACGUGGAUUUCUACGUAAACGGAGGUGAAUUCCAACCAACAGAUUUAAACUUCCUCCCUUGUAGUUCAACAUGCAGCCAUUUUAGAGUUCUGACCUACUGGUUAUCUGCAAUGAAGAACCCUGACCAAUUUAUUGGGAUAAAAUGUCGUAGCGUCCAGGAAGCGAGAGAUGCUACAUGCUAUGAUAAAGCUCCUCAAUCGAUCAACGUAAUGGGGAUUAAUGUAAACGUCCACAAUGACGGUAUAUUUUAUUUAUCUACAAGUAAAACAUACCCGUACCAUUUGGGGAAAAAUGGCUUGAAAGCCGAAUACGUCUUUUGGAGGCAAAUCAGCCACGUGAAUGACGGAAAUGAAACAGAAGUGUAUACGUGAAGAUAUCCUAUUUAGUAUAUAAUUUACUAA